AUGUCGGCACCUCUGGCUGUACCACAAAUACCAACAUCUGUGACGGCUUCGGCCGCAACAUCCAGCGCGACGACAACAACAGUUGCAACAACUGCACCAAGUGCACCAACAGUUACGACAGCUUCAUCAUCUAUGCCGGCGACGACAAAUCCUGCGGAAAAUGAAUCUGCAACAGAAACAUCGACGUCAGUAACAGAAACAUCCACAUCAACAACCACGACUUCAACGUCAUCUACAAGUUCGACCACGACCACGACUACAACAAGCACAACCGCAACAACCGCAGCUCCUGCAGCUCCAAGUCAAGCACAAAUAAACCAACAAAUGUUAUUGCAACUUCAUGAAACUGCAAAACAAGCCAAUAAUUGUGAGUCUUUUGUUAGAAAAAAAACUGAUACAGCUUAUGUUCGCUGCAAGACCCUUUUCUUGUUUUCAACAUAGAACAACAUGUUCAAUAUUUCUCUUUCAGGUCUAUUUUAUACUCGCCGGUUACGUGCUCAAAUGGUGAAUACACAACAACAAGUGCUCAACUUGAGAUUCAAUAAAAUGCGCAAUAAAAACCAUCAGAAUUUAUAUCAACGAUUUGAGAGAAUGAUGUUGGAAGUGAAACUGACAUUUGAGUAUGUUUUCUGACUAUUUUUUUUUGAAAUAAAAAACAAUUAUUGAUUUUUCAGACGGGUUGAAAAUUGUUGCCGAAAACUGCCGAACACAAUUCAAGGAUUUGAUACAUUGAAUGCUAUGCGCUAUUUAUAUUCCGAAGAGCAUUCGAUGGAUCAUUCAAAUGUUACCAAAUCUCUAGAGGGUAUGAUUGAUGCGGGAAAUUGGAAUGAAGGACAAUUCGUAAGUUUUUAUAAUAAUUUUGGAAAAUGAAUAUUGUUUAAAAUUCCUGAAAGCGAGCUAAAAAUUUAUUACAUAAUAGGAUUUAUAACAGCUGAUUCCUCAUUUUCCAGCAAACAUUUUACUAUCUCUCCGAAUUCUUGCGAAAUUCAAAUAAUAAACGACGCACUCUAUUUCUCCAUCCACGAAUCAUUCCACAAAUUCAUAUCCCAUCAAGUGAAAAUGCUGGACAUAAAAAUUUCGAAAAUGCAUUCCGAGGAAUGAAAAAAGAGAUUACCUCAAAAUCCCUUGGAAUCUACCCAAGAAUUGUGAAAACAACAUCAACUGGAAUGGUUGUGGAGAUCAAAUUUGGUGUCGCUGGUCCCGACAAAAAUGAUAAAAAUGUUGUUUAUACGUUCAAAUAUUUAUUGAUUGAGAAAAAUGGAGUUAUCGAAUAUAUUAAUGUGAUUGCGCCAAAUGAAGAAUUGUAUAUGGAUUGUGAUUUCGCAGAAAAAUCGGUGAGUUAAAUUUUUCGUCUAUCUCAAAAUUGUAUUUUCAUCAUUCAAGAUAAAUGCAACGCAACCGUCUCGUUAUAAAAUCUAUAAAACACUGACAAAACAAGCGAAUCUGAAUCUGCUCAAUAGUUUUGGAACUGCAAAUCGAUGGACAUCUACAACGCUCACACAAUUUGUAACAAUUUUUGGGAAAAUGCGCGAGAUUUUUGGUGUCAAAUGCAAUGUUUGCAAGUGAGUUUUUUCAUUAUAUGCAAUUAGAUCAAUAAACUUUUGUAUUUGUAGUAAGAUUCUGCGAGAUUUCCAACCACCAAUGCUUUUUGAUAUACGAUUCCCAGGCACGGCAAUUCAUGAACACUGCAAAUGA
Molecule: messenger RNA, 1695 nt
Organism: Caenorhabditis angaria
Lineage: Eukaryota; Metazoa; Nematoda; Chromadorea; Rhabditida; Rhabditidae
Source: the annotation of a GenBank genome assembly